Molecule: messenger RNA, 690 nt
Organism: Lytechinus variegatus (green sea urchin)
Lineage: Eukaryota; Metazoa; Echinodermata; Echinoidea; Temnopleuroida; Toxopneustidae
Source: the annotation of a RefSeq genome assembly
AUGAUAGUCACACCAAGAAUUUUUGGUCAAUUUUUUCCGGAAACCUUGUUCUUUAUCCCCAUGAAUGUAUUCUCAAUGGUAUUUGCCCUAUCAUGGCUAGCAUUUAUCUACCCAACAAAAUGGGCCCCCUCACGCUUCCAAUCAGUCUGAGCAAGUUUUCGAGAAAACGUUUUAGAAAUGAUUUUCCAAAAUACAAGACCAAGCACCGCUCCCUGAGCAGGACUAAUAACAGCGGUAUUCGUAAUAAUUCUAUCUGUUAAUGUUCUAGGUCUAUUUCCCUACGCUUUUACGGCUACCAGACACAUAUCUUUGACAUACAGACUAGGUUUUCCUUUGUGAAUGGCCGUUAAAAUCCUAGGAUUUUACCUUGCCUUCAAAAGACGACUAAGCCACCUGGUUCCACAAGGAACACCUAAUGCACUGAUUCCUUUGAUGGUAUGAAUAGAGACUCUAAGACUUUUUGCACAGCCCAUAGCACUUGGGCUGCGAUUAGCUGCCAACCUCACGGCAGGCCACCUUUUGAUUUUUCUACUUUCUACCGCCAUAUGACUUCUCUCCUCUAGCCCAAUGAUCAGAAUUCCAAUCUUUGUAAUCUUCGUCUUACUAUUUGUAUUGGAAAUAGGGGUGGCCUGCAUCCAGGCGUAUGUAUUCACCGCACUAGUUCACUUCUACCUACAACAGAACAUUUAA